CGUGCACGACUGUUUGACUACGGUCUGGACUAGAUGAUCAUCUCUAUAAAGCUCAAGAUCUGCUUUCAUAUUUAUUUUCUCUUCUGUUUUUUGAAGCUGAGCAACGUCAGACAUAUAUGCCCUCUGAAGAAAAUUAAGAAAGCUAGGCAAGAUAAUGGCGCAUAUGAAGUUUGUAUGCCUUUCGCUAGUACUUAUUAGCUGUACUGCAUGGCUCCCCAGCUUGGCACAUCCAUCCCAAGAUACAAAAGCCGCCGGUAGAGAAGUCAUGAGUGCUAGUGUUUCAAGUGCAAAGUGUCUUCUGGAAGAUGAAAGGGCUGCAACAGCUUGUACAAACAAGAAGAUAAAGGGAAGGAAAAUGCAGGCCGCGAUGGGCAAUAAUAUCGUGAAGCAAGGUCAGAAGAAAGAGCAUGGUGCAGUUGCAGGCCGAAGGACGACGUCAAAUAUCUCAAGCUCAAACCAAGUUGAUGGAAAGUACGAAGCUGAUCAUGAAGAAGCUGGUAAGAAUGGCUCAACUAGUCAUGUAGAACAUGAGCGCCAAAACGUUUAUCGUUCUUCUGAACAGAUUGAUGAGGCAGCUGGUUUUGUAGCUUUCAAUGCUGACUACCAUGCACCAAGACACCACCCACCUAAGAAUAACUGA
Messenger RNA from Carya illinoinensis, 640 nucleotides. RefSeq lists its product as uncharacterized. Lineage: Eukaryota; Viridiplantae; Streptophyta; Magnoliopsida; Fagales; Juglandaceae. The transcript has 3 exons. Gene Ontology annotation, biological process: positive regulation of cell population proliferation; positive regulation of gene expression; regulation of root meristem growth. Bases 155 to 640 code for a protein of 161 amino acids. Gene Ontology annotation, molecular function: growth factor activity. The record is from RefSeq and is a predicted model, not a curated record.